Corythoichthys intestinalis (scribbled pipefish) is the source of this 4465-nucleotide messenger RNA. RefSeq names its product gon-4 like b (gene gon4lb). Bases 127 to 4356 code for a protein of 1409 amino acids. The record is from RefSeq and is a predicted model, not a curated record. Lineage: Eukaryota; Metazoa; Chordata; Actinopteri; Syngnathiformes; Syngnathidae. Gene Ontology annotation, biological process: regulation of DNA-templated transcription. Gene Ontology annotation, cellular component: nucleus. The transcript is spliced from 26 exons. Gene Ontology annotation, molecular function: transcription coregulator activity.
CUUUCACUCGGCGCCUUUCGAACGGAAACAGGAUUGUUAUUAGCCGAAAAGAAGCUAGCCUGUGCCGUGACAGCGAAGCUAGCUUUUCUGGUCUGUCCGCCUGCCUCCGCGGGCUUUUGAAAUGAAAUGGAGCCUUUUUGGACUAACGCAGUGCGCAGGCACGAGGACGAGAGGAGCGAAAGCGGCCGCCGAUUCCGAGACGCUCCGGGCGGCGACGCCCCGCCGGAGGAGUCGGGCGACGACGACGAGCUGGGCCGACUGGACGUGGAUCUGGACAGGAAGUCCAGGCGGCACAACUUGACGACCCGCAACGUUCGCGACAUCCUGCACGAGGUGAUUACGGACGAACGCGUGGUGGCCAUGAUGAAAGCCGCCAUCAGAGACACUCGGGACACGCCCAUGUUUGAGCCCAAGAUGACGCGCUCCAGAUGGAAGACGGCCGUCCGGGGGGGACAGUGCGCGGACUGGAGUUUGUCGGCGGAGCGAAGUUCGCAGCCUCCGCAGUUUGUGGACAUCCGUCUGGACGCCGAGGAAGAUUCGUCGGACGAAGAGUACCGCCCCCUAGAAGAGGAAGACGACGAUGACGACGACAACGACGACACGGCUGAAGAGUCUUUUCUGAGCGACGGUGACGUCAAUUGGUCUCCCAAAGUAGAAGAGUGUGGGAGUGGCUCCCAGGGCCGGACGGUCGCCGCCGCCGCCGCCGCCGCCCCCCCUGUCCCCACCUUCCUGGAACGCCUCAAUGCUGUGGAGGAGGAGCUCGACCGCGGCCUCGCCUACACCGCCUUCUCGUCUCUCGGGAUGGAGGAGGACAAGGAAGAGGAGGAAGGCUGCGGCGCACUAGCCUCGCGCACUCGUUCCAAACUGCCACUAGUGGACGUACCCCUGGAGCAACUGGAAGCGGAGCUGCCGGCCCCCGACGGCGCGGCCGACGAGGCCGAAGGGGAGCAAGACCCCCAUUGGACGCGUUGGCUUUACGGACUGGCGGCGACGCAGCACGAAGAAGAAGCGGACGAUGACGACGAUCCAGAGUACAACUUCUUGGAAGACCUGCACGAACCCGACCUAGAGGACUACAGGACAGACCGUGCUGUUCAGAUCACGAAGAAAGAAGUCAACGAGCUGCUAGAGGAGCUUUUCCUCACGCUACGGGAUCGAGAGGAAGGACCCGAAGAAGAAGAGGAGGAGGAAAGGGAGGCCGCUCCUCAGGCUCAGCGUACGGCGGAGCAGAGGCAAGUGGGCCGCGAAAGCUGCGCCGCUGCCCAAGAGCAGCGGCGCCAAGCCCUGCGGGACGCCACCAAUCGACCGGCGCCGAGCGUGUGCGUCGCGAGCGCUCGGCCGCGCCCCGUCUUGCGCCUGGACUCGGCCCAGAAAGCGCAACUCCGCCAGCAAAUGCAGCAGCACGUGCAGCUGCUGACCCAAGUUCAUAUGCUGACUCGCAACAUCUGCGCCCUGAAACACGAAGCGUCCGUCACCAAGCAAUAUCUGGUCAGUGGUGCCGUAAGGCCGUCGCCGCCGCCUCAGAGCGCGCGCGCCAUAGUAACCGGCGCACCCGCCGCGCAGGAGGAGCUGCGGCAUUUCGCCACGCGCCAAGAGCAAGUGUCGCGUCUCUCGUCUUUCCGGGCGCGCAACCUGCAGGAGGCGCUGGAACUACUGGAGGAGACGCAGCAUGCGACGGCGGCCGAGCUCCCUCCGCGCCCGCCACCCGCGUCCGGGCGCCUCCUACCCGCCAUGACUUCGGCCACCGCGGGCCACGCCUUCCCCGUCUUGCCGUCGGACGUCGCCUGGCUGCUGGCCACGCGACCCGUCUUCCUCUACCCUCAACUGCUUCCCGUUUGCAGCCUGGAUCCUUCCCGCCACGCGCGACACCAACGCGGGAUAUUUACCGCAGGGGAGGACGGCUUGAUUGUUUUAGGUCUGAAGCACUUUGAGGGUACCGUUCAACCCCAGCAUCUGAUCAGCUCCUACCUGCUGUGCAAGAGCGCCUUCCGCUUGGCCAAACACAUCCGCGAGAUGAGCGGCCCCAGGGCGCCGCCCAGAAACGUCCUCAAGAUGUUCCUGGCCCGGCGGUCGGCCGCCCCCCAGCCGUUGUCCUGCGCCCCGGCGGAACCUUGCGACCGGCGCCCCCCGGUGGAGAAAGACCCCUCCCUCAUGCCCGUUUGGCUCAAGAACAGCCGAGAGAUCUUCCGGAGAACGCGAGCGGACGCUCCGCGCUACCCCCGCUUCCUUCCCAGAGGUUGCCACCUGAAGCUUUACCCGUCUCGCCUCCAAAAGCCCUCCCACGGGCCCGGCCCUUCCCACAGACGCCUUUUCACCCUGGCCUACAACGCGUCCCUGCACCCCAUCUGCCCGGCGGGAGCUCAGACCGACUCGCUCCUUUCCUCCGGGAGCUUCCUCUGUUUCGGAGAGGGCGCCGCGGUCGGGCCGACGCCCCCUCCUCCCGCGCGCGUCGCCGCCCCGAGGGAGUCGCCGUCCGAACACGUCGGGACCGCCGUCCGGGACGAAGAAGAGCGAGACGGGGAGGAAGGAGAGCGGGCGAGGGGAGACGAACCGCGCAGAGAGGAAGAUGAGCGGGCGGGAUCGGAGGAAGGGCGAGGAGGGGAAGAGGAACGGGCGGGGGGAGAUGAAGGGCGGGGGCGGGAAGAGGAGCGGGCGGGAGAAGAGGAAGAGGAACAAGGAGAGGACGAGAAAGACGAGGAGGAGGAGGAGGAUGACGACGAAGACUUUGACGAACUCACUCAGGAUGAAGAUGAGGAGGAGGAGGAGGCGUCGUCGGCGUCCGAAGAGUCUCUCCCGGCCGUUCCGGAGCUGCCGGCGACGUCGAAACGGCCGGCUCCCGAGAGGAGGCCCGACGGCGAAUCGGAAGAAGAGCGCUCGCCCGCGUCGGAAGAAGAGGACGUAGAGGCGCCCAAAGGGGACGCCGGCGCCGUCGGGAAGGCGGCGGCAUCGGAGGACGAAGACGUCGCGAACGCUCGCGAGGAAGACGGGCUUCGGCGGCCGCCCCGGGGAGGAGCCGGACGAGGAAGAGGUCGGCGCGGCCCGGGCGACGGGGCGGCGCGGCGGCGAGCCCGUCGGGAGCGGCCCGGGAAAGGUCGCGGCCAAGCCGGUCCCGUCUACGACCGCGACGCGCUGGAGAACGACCCUAGGCGGCAAAGCAAAGAUGCCGCCUUCGCUCACGGCUAUCUCCACAGGGUUCGCGAGGCGCUGCGCGACACACCGGAGAAGUUGGAAGAGUUUAUCCACGCGCUGAACGAGCUGGAGCGGCCGGACGGACCGGAAGUCACGGGCGUCUUCAGGAAGCUGCGGCGCAUCCUGGGAAAACGCACCGAACUGGCGCGCGACUUUGCCGCCUUCCUGCAUCCCGAGCAGGCGCUGGAGUGCGGGCUGUUUGAAGAACAGCAAGCCUUCGAGCGCGGCCGCCGCUUCUUGCGCCGACUGGAGGUCACCUUCGGAGACAACCCGUCCCACUACAACAAGAUCAUCAAGGCCCUGCAGCCCGGCCCGCGCCUGGGCGCCGCCGCCGUCGCAGAGGUAACGUCCGUCGGUCGCUCCCUCUCCCCCCCGGCGCCCCUUGUCACCCGCGCUUCUCGCGCUCAGCUCCAAACGCAAAUGGCGGCCCUGCUCAAGGGACACCCUCACCUACAAGCUGAGUUUUGGGUGUUUUUCGACGAGCUCCGCCCGCCGCCGGCCCGCCCCGGACAGUUCGAGGAAGCCCGUUGGCCGGAGGAGGGCGAGGGGGCGGAGGGCCCGGGCCUCCCCGCCGGCGGUUUCGAGGAAGUCGCUUUGCCCGACGACGCCGGCGAGGCGGACGCCUCCUCCGUUCGGCGUCAAAGGAGGAAGCUGCGCUCCCGCGCCGCCGAGGGAUCCGACUGGCGGCGCCGCCCCGAAAGCCGCCCGCACCGUCGGAGGGGACGCGCCCGCUUCCGCGGCGACAAGGCCUCCGGGGGCGCGGCCGGAGUCUCGGAGAGCGCCGACCCGCUUUACGUUUGCGCGGCGCCCGACGUAUCUACGCGGCGACGGUCCGCGGACGACGACGAGACGGACUCUCCGCCUCCCAAGAGGAAACGGGACGAGGAAGUCCCUUCCGCCGAACCGCCCGUGUGUGCCAAAAACAUUUCUCUGACGCCCAGCGGAGAGAAGGUCAUCCUGUGGACCAGGGAGGCCGAUCGGGUCAUUUUGACCACGUGUCGACGGGAGGGGGCCAAUCCCGACACCUUCCAGGGCAUCUCUGCUCUGUUAGGCAACAAGACGCCCGGCGAGGUUUCUCAACGCUUUCAGGACUUGAUGCGUCUUUUCCAGAGCGCGGCCCGGCACGCCGGCUCCGAAGACGAGCCGCCUUUGGAAGAACAGCGCUGACGUUUUUUCCCCCCUCCUUAACGGCCGUACGUAAGCUGAGUCAGAAACCGGCCUCGACUUUUACGGGAAUAAAAUGGCCGGACUCGUACCGGAAAUGUUUACCGGCCUA